CCUGAUAAGGCAUAUGGUCCCCAUGUUGGAUACUUUCUUGUGAAGGAACUCAAAGGAAGAUGCCCUCAGAUACUCAGUGGUUUUCACAGUAUUGGGAGGCAGUGUAGAUAGAUGUCUAGGCACACGGUCUUUAUCCUCAAACAGACCUUCAUUUCAGCCUCAAACGUGCUGCUGUGGGAGCUCAGACCUUGGGCUGUUUAUUUAGCGCCAUGCAUCCUUUACGGUGUGUGCUCCGGGCACAGGGGUGUCUGAGGUUGGGGCCCUUGGCCUCUGGGUCCCAGCUGCAGCUCAGGACCUGCAGGGCACAUAGCAGUCAUCACAGCACCGCAAGUCUCAGUUCAGAAAGGCAGCAGGAAAAUGAAGUUCGGAAAGAUUUCACCUCCAAGCUGGACACAGGGCCGACUUUUCAGGAUUUUUUAAGGAGUGCUUCAGCUCCUCAAGAGAAACCAUCUUCUCCGGAUGUGGAGGACCCACCCCCCUAUCUCACAGCGGAUGAACUUUUAGGAAGGCAGAGAAAAGUCUACCUUGAGACAUAUGGCUGCCAGAUGAAUGUGAAUGACACGGAGAUAGCCUGGUCCAUCUUACAGAAGAGUGGCUACCUGCGGACCAGUAACCUCCAAGAGGCUGAUGUGAUCCUCCUUGUGACGUGUUCUAUCAGGGAGAAAGCUGAACAGACCAUCUGGAAUCGUUUACAUCACCUUAAAGCUCUGAAGGCAAAACGGCUCCGUUCCCGAGUGCCUCUGAAGAUUGGGAUUCUAGGCUGCAUGGCUGAGAGAUUGAAGGAGGAGAUCCUCGACAGGGAGAAAAUGGUGGAUAUUUUGGCUGGUCCAGAUGCCUAUCGAGACCUGCCACGGCUGCUGGCUGUUGUUGAGUCAGGCCAGCAAGCUGUGAAUGUGCUGCUGUCUCUGGAUGAGACCUACGCAGAUGUCAUGCCAAUCCAGACAAGUCCCAGUGCUACCUGUGCCUUCGUGUCUAUCAUGCGAGGCUGUGACAACAUGUGCAGCUACUGCAUAGUUCCUUUCACACGUGGCCGGGAGAGGAGUCGGCCUGUUGCCUCCAUUCUAGAGGAAGUGAGGAAGCUUUCUGAGCAGGGGCUGAAAGAAGUGACACUCCUUGGUCAGAAUGUUAAUAGUUUUUGGGACAAUUCGGAGAUCCAGUUCAGCAAUAUAACGUCUACCCACCUCAGUCGUGGUUUCUCCACCAACUAUAAAACCAAGCAAGGGGGCCUUCGUUUUGCUCACCUUCUAGAUGAGGUCUCCAGAGUCAAUCCUGAAAUGAGGAUCCGUUUUACCUCUCCCCACCCCAAGGACUUUCCCGAUGAGGUUCUGCAGCUGAUUCAUGAGAGAGACAACAUCUGUAAACAGAUACAUCUACCAGCUCAGAGUGGAAGCAGCCGUGUACUGGAGGCUAUGCGGAGGGGAUACUCAAGAGAAGCUUAUGUGGAAUUAAUUCAUCAUAUCAGAGAGUCUAUUCCUGGUGUGAGCCUCAGCAGUGAUUUCAUUGCUGGCUUUUGUGGUGAAACAGAAGAAGAUCAUCUCCAGACGGUGUCUUUGCUUCGGGAAGUUCAGUACAACACAGGCUUCCUCUUUGCCUACAGCAUGAGACAGAAGACACGAGCAUAUCACAGGCUGAAAGAUGAUGUCCAGGAAGAGGUAAAAUUAAGGCGUUUGGAGGAACUUAUCACUGUCUUCCGAGAAGAAGCAACAAAAGCCAACAAGACCUCUGUGGGUCGUACCCAGCUGGUGCUGGUGGAGGGGCUCAGUAAACGCUCUGCUGCUGACCUCUGUGGCCGGAAUGAUGGAAACCUUAAGGUGAUUUUCCCUGAUGUAGAGAUGGAGGAUGUCACUAACUCUGAGCUCAAGGUGAGAGCUCAGCCUGGGGACUAUGUGCUGGUGAAGAUCACUUCCGCCAGCUCUCAGACACUUAAAGGACAUGUCCUCUGCAGGACCACACUGAAGGACUCCGCAGCGUAUUGCCGACCUGACUCUGCAGGACCACACUGAAGGACUCCACAGCGUGUUGCUGACCUGACUCUGCAGGACCACACUGAAGGACUCCACUGUGUAUUGCUGACCUGAGUGGAUAGCUUCAGAGUAGAUGUGGGCAGGUGUUCCCAAAAGGACCAGAUAUGACUGGUCACUAAUGAAAGAGGUAAUGAAGUUUUGGAGACAAGCUGCAAGUGGUGGAGCAACUUUAUGUAAAUGGAAAAUGCAUCUCUUUGCUGCACGUGAACAGCUUUUACAAUCAUUAAAUUUACCUAAACUAAGGUGGUCCCUUUGUCUCUACUUGUACUUCAUAGUAAACACUUACCAAAUGGGGUGAUCAUGCAAGAUUUUGCUUCUAAAGCAGACUAUGUGUAUUGGGAUAUGCUGAGGCUUUUAUUGUGUAUCUUGUCAGGAAUUCCUUUAGACCCUUUCCACUGAUCUGUAUGACAGCCUUUGGGAACCCCAGGCUGGGAACCUCUUCCUCAGGUGCUGGUUCAGCCUGGGAAGAAUGUUUGCUGCUCUCAAGGUCCAUCUUCUACUGUGAGAAACAUUUGUAUGCUUUUGUUCAAAAGGCAUUUUUUUAAAAGUUUUGAAAUUCAAAGUAUGAACAAAUAAAAUAGCAUGUGGUAAAUUCAAA
Molecule: messenger RNA, 2622 nt
Organism: Manis javanica (Malayan pangolin)
Lineage: Eukaryota; Metazoa; Chordata; Mammalia; Pholidota; Manidae
Source: RefSeq, a predicted model, not a curated record